Molecule: messenger RNA, 3015 nt
Organism: Clupea harengus (Atlantic herring)
Lineage: Eukaryota; Metazoa; Chordata; Actinopteri; Clupeiformes; Clupeidae
Gene: slc35g2a
Product: solute carrier family 35 member G2a
Cellular component (GO): membrane
Source: RefSeq, a predicted model, not a curated record
GGAGCAAAAAAAGAUCAAGACUUCCGUAGGAGUUCAGAUAUUGGGUCACACGUCUUCUGAUGUUAACGCGUGUACUUGGCGCACACCCUUCAUCAGAGGCAGUGACACAAUAUGUUUUGAGGGAAAGCUUGAGUGGACAGACGACGCGCAUCCUCUUCCAACUCGAUCUGCAGACAGACAAAGCCAAGCUUAUCUCUGGAGAGAGAGAAAAGGUACGGCAGUUGCGGUCAGGGAACACGUAGCCUCUCCUCGGAAAUGCGCUUUCCGUAUCAAGAGCAGACGGACGCCAAACGGGGAUGGCUCUUUCAAUAAACUACUUAAUGCCAAGAAUGGAUUUGUGGAAUUUAUGAUAUUCACCAGAACUGUUGCCAGUGGUAUUUCUUUUGAGAGUACAGAAAUUAUUUUCCGCUGGAGAGAAAAAUGGACCCAUCUCCCAGCAAGCAGCUGCAUGGCUCGAAAAAAAGAGUCAAGAUCCAUCCGAACACAGUCACGGUGAAGUAUGCCACCCACUUCCCCCAGCCAGGGGACGAGGGCUACGAUGAUGCACCCUCUUUUGAGGACUUUGGCUCUUUCAUUGAAGAGACCUCAGACAAGAAACGCCUCACUGAGAGCAAGCAAGGCAGGACUUUAUUUGGUGCCAUAGGUGGGCCCCCCAAACCUGCCCCAGAGCAGAAGGACAAAGGGGUGGGAGGACAACUGGCGAGUUUCGGGGAGGCGUCCGUUUUCGCCUCGCGGAUGACCUGGGCUGUUCUUUUUGGAGCAGCUCUAGCCCACGGCUGCGUGGCCCUCAUCACGCGCCUAGCUGCCGACCGCUCCAAAGUGCCAUCGCUGGAACUUCUCUUCAUACGCUCCGUCAUCCAAGUGCUGUCCCUCGGCGUGGUCUUGUACUACAAGGAGGCUCCCUUUGGGCCUGAAGGCUACAGGCUGCGACUGUUCUUCUACGGCGUCUGCAACGUCAUCUCCAUCACAUGUGCGUACACCUCCUUCGCCAUCGUACCGCCCAGCAACGGCACCAUGAUGUGGCGCGCCACCACCACGGUCUUCAGCGCCGUGCUGGCCUUCCUGUUGAUCGACGAGCGACUGGGCACGACAGACGUGGUGACCGUGGUGACCAGCGUGUUCGGCCUGUGCCUGGUCAUGAUCCCCAACAUUCUCGGCGAACACAUGUCCCUUGGCUUCUGGAAGGAGGCCUUUGGUUACACCAUGACGGUGAUGGCCGGCCUGACCGCCGCCUUGUCCAUGAUCAUUUACCGCUCCAUCAAAGAGCGGGUGAGCAUGUGGACGGCACUCUUCACGUUCGGCUGGACGGGCACCGUGUGGGGCGCCUCCACCAUGUUCGUCCUCCAAGAGCCCAUCAUCCCACUGGACGGGGAGACGUGGGGGUACCUCAUUGGCAUCUGCGCCUGCUCCACGGUGGCGUUCCUGGGGGUCUACUACGCCCUGAACAAGUUCCACCCGGCACUGGUCAGCACCGUGCAGCACCUGGAGAUCGUGGUGGCCAUGCUCCUGCAGCUCAUCGUGCUGCACAUGGUCCCCUCCGUUUACGAUGUCAUCGGGGGACUCGUCAUCAUCAUCAGUGUCAUCGUGCUCACAGGGGUGAAGCUAUAUUGGGUCGGAAAGAGCAGACGUCAAGAGUACGAGGAGAUCCUUGACUCACCUAUUAAAUGAGAAGGGGUCUGUCUUUGAGCAGUGUGCUAAGCUACUGAUCUGUGAUUGCACAGUAUCUUGAAUGUGAAGAGCAAAAGACCUAUUUAUUUUGUAUUGUGCUGUUAAAACAAGUGCCAAUCAUGUGAUGAUUUCAUUUUGCUAAAUGUACUUCAUAAAAGAGAAGGUGACUCUUACUGUCAUCUUUCUAAAGCACCACACUCAUACCUCUUCAGUCAACCAAAUGUUUAAAUUAUAUAUAUAACAUACAUUUGAUGUUUGCAUAGCACAAUCUUUAACAGUAGGGGGGAGUGGGAUAACAUGAGCAGGAUUACGUACAAAUGAUCAACGUUCGAACAGAAAUAUAGCAUUCCUUGUAAAUAAAUCGAAAUACAAAGAAUACAUUCUUUUUUCCAAUGAUAGGGUCCAAAUUAUAUCUUACUGAUGGCAUAUCUGUUAUUUAAACUCCCCACAUGUCAAUGCUUCAGAAGUUUAUGAAUACAGUGGUCUAAUGGAUUACAGUGUCGAAUGACCAAGCUUGUGAAUGAAACAAUGGAUGGUUCAGUUUAUGUACUGACUCAAUACAUCCCACUCCUCUUUAUGAUCAGAUAUGCCAUUACUCCUACAUAUCUUUCCAAAAAAGUACAGACAUAAUCAUCCUUUGACUUUGUUCAGAACAGUUUUGCUACAGCAUGAACAUCACUGCCAGUAUUAAAACCGGAAGGAGAGGAACCUAUAAGUGUCUUUUUAGUACAACUGAGAACACAUUAGGCUGAGUUUGAUGUGAGGUAGCAUUGGGCCAGUUAGCUAACAAUCCAAAUGCGACCUGCAUGGAUUUAACCAAUUGCACCAUGAGAAAUGACCUGAGAAGUAAGGAAUAAGACUGGAAUAGGUGCUGUGAUAUCAUAUGAGACACCAUAAAUGAUGGCUAGUGACUGUCCAGCAUACUGUUUUUUAAUGUUGUGAGUCCCUCUUGGUUUACAGCUUUACAGCUCAAGUUAAUCUAAACAAUUAAUGGCACUAUUCUUUGACCCUAAGGAUACUGCAAUCGCCAAAAUAUGUUUUAAUUCAAUUCUAAUUGUCUCAACGACUACCACAAAACGGAUUUCAUAGUUUGACUGAAGUGUAAAUAGAGUGCAAGCCUUGUUUCUGCUGUUAACGUUGGCAUUAACGUUUCUGCAUGUGAUAAUUUACUGUGUAGUGUGAUAUCUGUUUUGGUGUAAGUACAGUAAAGUCCAUGAAACCUUAAAGAAUAGAGAGGAAAAGAGGUAAUUAUCAAGUAAAAGAUGACAAGAUGCAAAUUAAACAAGUCUUCAGUGUUUCAGUUUUUGCUGCCUUUAAAGUAUUUAUGAUAAAUUCUUUUUCACUUUA